Tupaia belangeri chinensis (Chinese tree shrew) is the source of this 948-nucleotide messenger RNA. RefSeq names its product olfactory receptor 2T3. Gene Ontology annotation, biological process: G protein-coupled receptor signaling pathway. The transcript has a single exon. The record is from RefSeq and is a predicted model, not a curated record. Lineage: Eukaryota; Metazoa; Chordata; Mammalia; Scandentia; Tupaiidae. Gene Ontology annotation, molecular function: G protein-coupled receptor activity; olfactory receptor activity. Gene Ontology annotation, cellular component: membrane. Bases 1 to 948 code for a protein of 315 amino acids.
AUGCACUCAGGGGAUCGACCGUCACAGAAUCAAACUUCGAGCACUGACUUCAUCCUCGUGGGGCUCUUUGGUGAAACUGAGCAUGCUGCCCUCCUCUACGCCGGGACCUUCAUCUUCCUGGUGCUGGCCCUGGUGGGGAAUGCCCUCCUCAUCCUGGUGAUCCACGCAGAGCCCCGCCUGCACACCCCCAUGUACGUCCUCAUCAGCCAGCUCUCCCUCAUGGACCUCACGUACAUCCUGGUGACUGUGCCCAAGAUGCUUCUGGGCCAGGUCACUGGAGAUGACACCAUCUCCUUGUCUGGCUGUGUGGUCCAGAUGUUCCUCUACCUGACCCUGGGGGGUGGCGAGUGCUUCCUCCUGGCUGCCAUGGCCUACGACCGAUACGCCGCCAUCUGCCGACCUCUUCAUUACCCACAGCUGAUGAGCCAGAGAGUCUGCUGGCACCUGGUGUGUGGGAGCUGGUUCCUGGGAAUGGUGGAUGGCUUGUUGCUCACCCCCACUACCAUGAGCUUCCCUUUCUGUCAGUCCAGGAAGAUCCUGAGCUUCUUCUGUGAGGCCCCUGCCCUGUUAAAGCUGUCCUGUGUGGACAUCUCGCUCUACAGGGAGCUCAUGUACCUGUGCUGUGUCCUCAUGCUUCUCAUCCCUGUUGCAUUGGUCUCCAGCUCCUACGCCCUCAUCCUGCACCUCGUCUGCAGGAUGAACUCAGCCAAGGGCCGCAGGAAGGCGCUGGCCACCUGCUCCUCCCACAUGGCUGUGGUGCUGCUCUUCUUCGGUGCGAGCACCUACACCUACAUGUUCCCCCACUCCUACCACACGGCCAAGCAGGACAUGAUGGCGUCUGCAUUCUACACCAUCAUCACCCCUGUGCUGAACCCCCUCAUCUACAGCCUCCGCAACAGAGACGUCACGGGGGCCCUGAGGAACCUGGUGCGACCAAGGACGACCUAG